AUGGCAGGAAAAGCAAGACAAGCGAAACCCCUAACGGUGGUGAGAAGGAGCAAGCGGUUGGAGGAUCGGAAGGGAGAAGAGAAAGGAGAAGCGUCCGUAGCAGAUGAAAGACGAAAAGUCAUAAGGAAACGAAAAGGCAAGCCGAGCGUAGAAGAAGAAUCCAUGAUGGAACCUAUCCGAAUCGUGAAAGCCAGGGCGAUUACGGAAGGGGAAGCGAACCGAGAAAAGGUGGAGAAGAACGGUGGUGAUAAGGACAUGAUAUCGAAAGAACCAAGUAAGACACUCCGUCGAGAGAAGAGGAAAGUAGGAAUGGAAAAGCGAGGAAGUCAGGAGAAACGAGAGGAAUACGAACGUGGCAGCAAAAUGGAGGUCAGAAUCUCACAAGAAGAAAAUGCUAAUUCAGAAACGAUAACUGCUUCGUCACGGAAAAGGACUUUAUAUCAGGAGGAAAAUCCUUAUGAGGAUUACGAGGAAGAGGAAGAACGAGGAUUGCAGAAAAGAAGGCUGCUAGAAGGAUACAAUCGGGAAAGUGAUCUAAGGAGGCUGCUAGUGGAGGCGAGAGAUGAAAAUCAUUAG
This is a messenger RNA of Papaver somniferum (opium poppy), 576 nucleotides long. RefSeq names its product reticulocyte binding protein 2 homolog b-like. The transcript has a single exon. Bases 1 to 576 code for a protein of 191 amino acids. The record is from RefSeq and is a predicted model, not a curated record. Lineage: Eukaryota; Viridiplantae; Streptophyta; Magnoliopsida; Ranunculales; Papaveraceae.